UCGGGAGAGAGCGAGAAAUGGAGAGGAGGAAGGUUACGGAACUGCCCACCCGUCCGUACGUUCUCACACACAUACGCGGGCAAAGACCCAGACACGCACAUGCGCACACGGAGAGCGCUCCCUACGUGGGGAAUUCACUGCGCGUAUGAAGGAGUUAGGAGAGACCGCCAAGGGACAAAAUCGCACCUACGUGGGCUCCGGACUAACACGGGGGCUGCCUGCGCUUGCGCAGUAAUUGGCGGGAGAUGGGAAGCGGACUCCACGGAUCAUGUGACGGGCAAUUCCGUUUAAGAUGGCGCCGCCCAGGAGCCCCUGGAAGACGCGAGCAUGAUUUAAGACAAAUCCUCCUCCUCCUCGGCCCGGGGCUUCUCAGCUGGAGGCGGAGGCACGGUUUCAAGCCCACCCCAUCCCGCCAUCUCCGCCCAAGCGGCGCGGCCCCACUUAGAGCUUCCUCUUUUUGCCCCCUUUUCUCCCCGCUUCCUGCUCCGCUUUUCAGCCCAGCCUAGGUGACGGACCAGUUUCUGGGCGGGCUGGCGGCAGGGCCCGCGUCCCUCUUCGGCCACCUGAGCCCGGAUGAAGAGCCCGACCCCGGGGCCCCCGAUCCGACCCUCCCUUCCGUCCAGGGCGGCCGCCUUCGCACUUGGCCAGGGGUCCAGGGAGGGGCAGUGCCUCGUAACCGAGUCCGGGUCUGAAGCGGGGAGAGGACGCGCGUUGCCGGCGGUGUGAGCUCCAGGCGGAGGAAUCAGGGGGCUGAGCAGCUACUGGUGCGGUCUCGUCUCUGUCUCCUGCGGUCUGCGGUUUCGUAAUUAUCUGUAAUUUAUUAGGAAGCGGCCCCGCCUUGUCCGACAGUCCCAGCUCCUGGGGCACUGCAGAGGCUGGUUCAGACGCCAACGUCUGGGGAAGCGAGAGGGAUGCCAGGUCGCGAAGCUGAGACUUCGCUCCGUCCGGUUCUGAUUUUUCACUUGAACAACCCGAGCCGUUGCAUUUUCAGUUUUUGUUGGGCUAGGAGCGCUCUUGCGUGCCAGCAUGCAAGAAUGGGGCCCUGCAGGGAACUUUAGAGGGAGGCUGGUAAGGGAGAAGCAUCGCUGUGUUAGCGGUCUUGCUUGUUAAUCUGCGACUGAAUCCAGUUUAGAAAAGUGAGGAAGUUGAAUUUCCAGGAGUUGAAAAAAUGGGAGAUGAUGAAAGGAAGUUAGUGACAGAAGAAAGAGAAGAAAUAACUCCCCAAUUACAGGAACUUAAUGCCAGCAUUCACUGCGAUGGUGGCACUAUCAUGGAGCAUUCUAAGUCUGUUCCUUGUGGAUGGGAAAGGAUUGUCAAACAAAGAUUAUCUGGAAAAACUGCUGGAAAAUAUGAUGUUUAUUUUAUCAGUCCUGAGGGAGUGAAGCUUAGAUCCAAAAGUUUACUUGCAUGUUACCUUCAUAAAAGUGGAGAGACUUCUCUUAAGCCAGAAGAUUUUGACUUCCGGGCCCCUCCCAAGAGUGACACUCCUUCAGGACUCCCACAUGCCAGUAAGGAAGCUCUGGCAGCCCAGUUCCAGGGGGAGCAGAGCUGCCUGAGCCCAAAACAAAAGCUGAGGACGCCUCACAGGAAAGAGAAAGAUGCACUUCCUCUCCCAUGUAAGGUUUCACAGGUGCAGGACCAGAAUAGCGAACUGUCUCGCUUCACUUCCAAGCCAAGGCUCCAGAAGGGUGCUGAUGUCAGUGACUCCCAGAAUCUGAAAACACCCACAGGAAAGGCAACAGCUACAAAAGGGAGUCACAUGAAGGAAGCUAAGAAAAGGGCCAGAAAAGGUCAUUCUGGCUGCAGUCAGAGACAGAAAAGGGCAGCAUCUGGUAAAGGAGCUAUUUCCAUUGCACAAGACAAGCACCUUGAGAAACCCCUUUGCUGUUCUGAUGACAGAAUGAGUAACAUGAAUAUAAAAACGACAGAGGAAGAAGAAAAAGAACUGAUAAAUAAAAUAUAUGCUUCAGGCUCACAUGCCCAGAUGCAUACUGCACAUGGAACUUGUACAGAAAAUGCAUUAGGUGCCAGUGAAGUUUCAGAAUAUAAAGAAAAGAGUGGGCGUACUUCUGGAGGAUCUGAAAAGACCUUUAUAGAAACUGGAGAAAAAAAGGAACAUUUGCAUGCUGACAUUUUAAAAUGUAAUUCUGAAAUAGACAGUAGCAGCUCCCAGGAUGAAAAAGAUUUGACUUUUGUGCCGACAUUUCAAGAAAACAUCAUCCAGCGACCACAAGUGGAGAGAAGGAAAACCAGCCAGUAUUUCUCCAACAAAUAUAACCAAGAAGCCCUUAGUCCACCUCGACGGAAACUGUUUAAAAAGUGGACUCCCCCUCGGUCCCCUUUUAAUCUUGUCCAGGAAACACUCUUUCACGACCCAUGGAAGCUCCUCAUUGCUACUAUAUUUCUCAAUAGGACUUCAGGCAAGAUGGCAAUACCUGUGCUCUGGGAAUUUCUGGAGAAGUACCCUUCAGCCGAGGUGGCGAGAGCUGCAGACUGGAAGGAAGUGUCCGAGCUGCUCAAGCCUCUCGGGCUCUACGAUCUCAGAGCCAAAACCAUCAUCAAAUUCUCAGAUGAAUAUCUGACCAAGCAGUGGAAGUACCCGAUCGAGCUGCAUGGGAUUGGAAAAUACGGCAAUGACUCCUACAGAAUUUUUUGUGUCAAUGAGUGGAAGCAGGUGAGGAACCUCCAUAGCCACAGCCUUAAGGAGCGCCACUCCCUUCAACCAAAGGUCCAUCCUCAAGACCACAAGUUAAAUAAAUAUCAUGACUGGCUCUGGGAAAAUCAUGAAAAACUAAGUCUUAGUUAAAAAGACUUAACUUUUUAAAUAAAUUUCUGAAUGCAUCAGACCUCGAUUUUUGAGGAACAUGGAGUCAUCACAAGUGCUCGGCCCGCUCUCAGCCUGUACAGAUGUAAAUCAUUGACAACAUGAAUGGGACUGGACUACACAAAUUGUAUUAAAUAGUAGCUGUGCUCUUCUUCAUGGCAUUUGUAACCUAAUGUGCUGGAAAAAUGCUUUGAUUCUUUUUUAAAUAAAGUGAUCAAAUUCA
This is a messenger RNA of Sarcophilus harrisii (Tasmanian devil), 3047 nucleotides long. It is a transcript of the gene MBD4, whose product is annotated as methyl-CpG binding domain 4, DNA glycosylase. Gene Ontology annotation, biological process: base-excision repair. Gene Ontology annotation, cellular component: nucleus. Gene Ontology annotation, molecular function: DNA binding; pyrimidine-specific mismatch base pair DNA N-glycosylase activity. The record is from RefSeq and is a predicted model, not a curated record. The transcript has 8 exons. The coding region runs from base 1169 to 2806 and encodes 545 amino acids. NCBI's taxonomy places the organism in Eukaryota, Metazoa, Chordata, Mammalia, Dasyuromorphia, Dasyuridae.